Messenger RNA from Clupea harengus (Atlantic herring), 4103 nucleotides. It is a transcript of the gene atg16l1, whose product is annotated as autophagy related 16 like 1. Gene Ontology annotation, molecular function: protein binding; protein-membrane adaptor activity. Gene Ontology annotation, biological process: autophagosome assembly. Lineage: Eukaryota; Metazoa; Chordata; Actinopteri; Clupeiformes; Clupeidae. Gene Ontology annotation, cellular component: autophagosome membrane; phagophore assembly site membrane; Atg12-Atg5-Atg16 complex. The record is from RefSeq and is a predicted model, not a curated record.
AGUCGCCAUGAAGGAAUUGCUAGAGGCAAGAUGGUGGUCAAGACAAACGAACCUGGAGUUGGCUGAGACACAAACUGUUGUUUAUAGAGCAUUGGUUUCCUUUUAAUUGACAGAAUAUCUACAAGGAUCCCAGCGCACGUUUAUUAGGCGUCGGGAUAUACGGUUAAAUGUUGUGAGGUGGCAAUGGCAGGUCGGCGGGAGGAGUGCUUGUGGAAGAAGCACAUCGCGGAGCAGCUCAAGCUGCGGGACCGCGUCCAGAGGCAGGCCUUCGAGGAGAUCAUCCACCAGUAUAAUCGUCUUCUUGAGAAGUCUGACCUACAAGCCGUGCUCUCUGAGCGACUGCAGCCAGAUAAAUAUGACCAUCAGAAUCGACACGACCUCAGUCCGGGGUCGGACGCCAGUCGCAAUGACGCCCUGCAUCAGGAAAUGGCCCAGAUGCGCAUCAAGCACCAGGAGGAGCUCACUGAACUGCACAAAAAGCGUGGAGAGCUUGCCUCGAGUGUGAUUGAACUGAACAACCAGAUUCAGUUGAAGGACAAAGAGAUCCAGAGCAACGAGGCCAAGAUGCUGGAGUAUCAGCAGCAGAUCUCUGAGCUGGAGGGCGAGUGUCGCGAGCUGCGGAGUCAGCUGCAGGACCUGGAGCGGGCCAAUCAGACGCUGAAGGACGAGUACGACGCCCUGCAGAUCACCUUCAGCGCGCUGGAGGAGAAGCUGCGGCGCACCCUCGAGGACAACCAGGAGCUGGUCUCGCGCUGGAUGGCCGAGAAGGCCCAGGAGGCCAACCGCCUCAACGCCGAGAAUGAGAAGGACUGCAGGCGCAGGCAGGCCAAGCUGCAGAAGGAGCUGGCGGACGCUGCCAAGGAGCCCUUGCCUAUCGACCCGGAUGAUGACAUAGAGGUCCUGUCUGAGGAUGCUGGUGGGAAGGGGCCAGGUGAGGCCUCCCCUAACCGACCCCUCAGCCGCACGCCCAGUAAACGCAUAUCCCAGCCUCCCCCUGGUGGUAUUAUGGACUCCAUCACCAACAUAUUUGGCCGCACUGAGUGUACGCAGCCUGGAUACCCCCCAUCUUACUCCAGCAGGCGUCGCUCGGUGAACUCGUUCGGGACGUCCCCGGAGAACACGGAGACGGCCAGCGGAGGGUCUGUGGACGUCCGGGUGCCCUCCACCGCCCUCCACAUAUUUGACGCCCAUGAUGGGGAGGUGAACGCUGUGCAGUUCAGUCCAGGCUCCCGCUUGCUGGCCACUGGAGGAAUGGACCGCAGGGUCAAACUCUGGGAGGUCGUCUCAGGUCGAUGUGAGCCGAAAGGAGCUCUGACAGGCAGCAAUGCUGGCAUCACCAGCAUCGAGUUCGACAGCGCUGGUUCCUAUCUGCUGGCCGCCUCCAAUGACUUUGCCAGUCGGAUCUGGACUGUAGAUGACUACAGGCUGAGGCAUACACUCACAGGCCACAGUGGGAAAGUGCUUGCAGCGCGUUUCCUGCUGGACAACGCUCGCAUCGUCUCCGGGAGCUACGACCGCACCCUCAAACUCUGGGACCUGCGCAGCAAAGUCUGCAUGAAAACCGUGUUUGCGGGCUCCAGCUGUAAUGACAUCGUCUGCACUGAGCAGUGUGUCAUGAGUGGCCAUUUUGAUAAGAAGGUCCGCUUCUGGGACAUCAGGGCGGAGAGUAUAGUGUGUGAGCUGGAGCUGCAGGGCAAGGUCACGUCGCUUGACCUGAACCACGACCGGACCGAGCUGCUCACCUGCUCUCGUGACGACCUGGUGAAGAUCAUCGAUCUGCGAAACAACGCCGUUCGACAGACCUUCAGUGCUCAGGGCUUUAAGUGUGGUUCAGACUGGACCAGAGUGACCUUUAGUCCGGAUGGAAGCUACAUCGCAGGCGGUUCUGCUGAAGGAACCCUGUAUGUGUGGAACGUCCUCACAGGAAAGCUUGACCGGACUCUGGACAAAGGCCACAGCUCUGCGGUCAACUCUGUGUCCUGGUCCCCUUCUGGCACUUACGUGGUGAGCGUGGAGAAGGGCAGCAAGGCCGUGCUCUGGUCCGACAUGUGAUUGUCCGCCGUGCGCGACGGGCCAACUUACGAUCGACGCCGCUCAACUCCAGCCCAAGCGCCGUUGGGCGUAGAGACUAUUUAACCUGGAAGCAGACGUUGGCGUGAAGCCGUCUCACAUGUUGCUGCCUCCUGGCUUGUUGUGAUUGGACCCCUGGUGUUCUGAUUGGACCCCUGGUGUUCUGAUUGGACCCCUGGUGUUCUGAUUGGACCCCUGGUGUUCUGAUUAUCUAAAGGCGGCUGAAUCGUCUCAUGAGUGAAAUGAAGGCCUAGUUGGAGUGAUGGAAGAGGCGGCUAGAGUUGGGUGGUGGUUGUUUAACUCCUUCUCUUACACACAUACACACACACACCAGUAUGCAGUAUGUGAUAUCUACCAAUAUAUAUUACACACAGCAUACUGUCUUUGAUGAAAAGGACACCGGACUUAUUUUUUCCCUCCUGUUUUAUUUGCCAUUUCAGAUAUACAGGCAGUGUUCUACUGCAUCUGUCCUGUAAAACCAUGUCUGAUUUGCGUGUCAAUAGUUUUACACUGCUUAAUGUGGCCAUGGCUCUUAACACUGUGUGUGUGUGUGUGUGUGUGUGUGUGUGUGUGUGUGUGUGUGUGUGUGUGUGUGUGUGUGUGUGUGUGAAAAAUAUGGUGAGGCUGAUGGUGAAUGUGUGGGUGAAGCAUGUUCAUUCCCUUUUGUAUGUUAAUGAAUAGUAAAAAAGUGUGUGUGUGUGUGUGAGAGAGAAUGUUGUGUGUGUGCAUUUGUCCUGUGGUCUUUGAAGUCACUUGUACUCUGCCUUAAUCAGAUAGUAACGGUUACCUCCCUAUUGAGGUCAGUCAACUACGUCCUUACCACAACACACACACACACCCUGGUCCCACUUUCCCCAUAUCUGGCAUGUGUGUGUUUACAGUCUCAGUUGCCCAGCUUAAAGAAACGUGUGUUAUCCUUUUGCCAUGUCGGGCUUUCCUUCGUUCCUGCUUCUAGUGGGCUCCCUCAAAGGCAGCACUUUAUAAAAGCUCAACUUUUGACAGCAGUGUGCUGCUACUCCUGUGGAUCUUAAGCUCUUGUCACUCACAGGUGUGUGUGAAGCUGGUGAUGUCUGUGCUAACCUGUAGGUGGGGGUAGCACUGUGCUGACUUGCCAAACAAAUGGGAAGUUUAUGAACGGAUGUAUAAGAGUUGAGCAACGCAAAUAGAUUUGAUUGUAGUGCUUUCGAUCUAUGGCCUGUCAAAGUUGGAAGGAACCCAAUGUAAUCGCAGUCGAAGAAUGGACUUAUGCUUGACUAUGAAGUGUGAAAAGCCAUUUUUCCCCUUCUAAUUGAUGAGCCCAUUAACUGUGGAAGAGAAGGCUAUGGCAAUUUAAUCUUUUAAAAAUCUUUAAAACCAUACAAAAAAUGAAACCGUACAGUAAGUCUUAAGUCAAACCAGAGAGGAAUUUAUUAACUCUGCAUCAAGUUGUGCAUUGGGUAAGGCAGUGGUGUGUGUUUUAUGCACCUGUGUCAGGUGAGGAGGUAAUGCACAGCUUCAGAUACGACAGGCCAGCCCUGACUGACAGUAACAUGCUGAUAGAUUAUUUGUUAAGGUUAUAGCCUGCUGUCUCCGAUUUUUGGCAGAACACCAAGGAUAAAGAAAAUGUUGGACUCCGCCACCCUGCCUUUUCAGGCGAUGUGCACAAUGGUGUUAGGCUUUUGUUCAUUUUUUAAACAUGUUUCUUCAAUAGCCUUUAGCUUUUAAGGCACAAGUCACAAAUACUCAAUGCCACCACAUCCUACAGGCAAAUUUGCAUAUCAUGGCUCUACAACACUGCAUGACCUUUAUAAGAAAACGGGGGGAAAAAACUAUUUGCUGUGACAUCACACACACACACUCACUCAAUCAGAGAAUGGGAGUAGGGUCAGAGCAGCUGUUGACCACCAGUAAAACACUCCCGCCCCCAACUUGACUAGCCUCCCGCCAUUGGCAAAAGGAUUGUAUAACUUUUAAGUUAUGACAAAUGUAUAUGAAAUAUCCUCUGUAUAUGUAUGUUCAAUGUAUGCACACCAAUGAAAAGUGUGAGCUCAGUU